Nematolebias whitei (Rio pearlfish) is the source of this 1191-nucleotide messenger RNA. RefSeq names its product uroporphyrinogen decarboxylase (gene urod). Gene Ontology annotation, molecular function: uroporphyrinogen decarboxylase activity. The record is from RefSeq and is a predicted model, not a curated record. NCBI's taxonomy places the organism in Eukaryota, Metazoa, Chordata, Actinopteri, Cyprinodontiformes, Rivulidae. Gene Ontology annotation, cellular component: cytosol. Gene Ontology annotation, biological process: heme biosynthetic process. The coding region runs from base 1 to 1107 and encodes 368 amino acids. The transcript has 10 exons.
AUGAGCAAGAACGAUUUAAUCCUCCCUAAAGACUUUCCUCAGCUGAAGAACGACACGUUCCUGAGAGCGGCUCGUGGAGAACAAGUGGAACAUGUUCCUGUCUGGUGCAUGAGACAGGCGGGAAGAUACUUACCAGAGUUUCGUGAGGCCAGAGCGGGGAAGGACUUCUUUGAGACGUGUCGGUCACCAGAGGCCUGCUGUGAGCUCACACUGCAGCCUCUGAGACGUUUUCCUUUUGACGCUGCCAUCAUCUUCUCUGAUAUCCUCGUCGUCCCACAGGCCAUGGGUCUGGAAGUCCAGAUGUUGACAGGCAAAGGUCCGACAUUUACAGACCCCCUGAAGGAGCCCGAGGACCUGCAGCGCCUGCAGGCCAAAGUGGAUGUGGGCAAGGAGCUGGAUUAUGUCUUCAGAGCCAUCACUCUGACCCGACACAAGAUCGAAGGAAAGGUUCCCCUCAUAGGAUUCACAGGAGCGCCGUGGACUCUGAUGUCAUAUAUGAUAGAAGGUGGGGGCUCCAGCACCCACUCUAAAGCGAAGCGUUGGCUCUACCGGCACCCUGAAUCCAGCCACAUGCUGCUGAAGAUGCUGACAGAUGUGAUUGUUGAGUAUCUGCUGGGACAGGUAGCAGCUGGAGCUCAGGCUUUGCAGGUGUUCGAGUCCCACGCUGGCAUUCUGGGGCCAGUCGAGUUCAAAGAGUUUUCUCUGCCUUACCUGCGAGACAUUGCUCGACGUGUCAAAGACAGACUGAAGGAGAAGGACCAGGAUGUUCCCAUGAUCGUGUUUGCUAAAGAUGCUCACUAUGGUUUAGAGGACCUCUCCGAGUCUCAUUACGACGUGGUGGGUCUGGACUGGACCAUCGACCCCCGAUCAGCACGAGAGCGCACAGGAGGGAAGGUCAGUCUGCAGGGGAACAUGGACCCUUGUGCUCUUUAUGCUCCUAAGGAGCACAUUUCAGACAUCGUGAAGAGGAUGUUGGAGGGUUUCGGCACGAGGGGCUACAUCGCUAACCUGGGCCACGGCCUCUACCCCGACAUGGACCCGGAGAGCGUCGGCGCCUUCGUGCAGGCCGUGCACCAACACUCAAAGAACAUGAACAAACAAGCGUGAAGUUGCCCACCUUGUAUCGUAUGUUGGAUUAAAAUAAUGUUUCAUUUAGUUAUAACAAUGAAAUAAACUUUUUUGUGUUUGUUU